AUGAAGAACUCCAGCUGUGUGACCACCUUCAUGAUGAUGGGCCUGUCUGACCAUCCUAACCUGCAGGUCCUACUCUUCAUUCUCUUUCUUUGUGUCUAUAUCGUCGCCCUGGUUGGAAACCUAGCCAUCAUUGCUGCUAUCCUGUCAUAUCCCAAGCUUCACACACCCAUGUAUUUCUUCCUGUUUCACUUGGCUGUGGUGGACGUAAUCUGUACCUCCACCAUCAUUCCCAAGAUGCUGGGGAACAUAGCAAUGGUCAGUAAGAGCAUCUCCUAUUCUGGCUGUAUAGCUCAGCUCUAUUCAUUCACAUGGUGCUUGGGUGCAGAAAUGGUACUCUUCACUGUCAUGGCUUAUGAUCGCUAUGUAGCUAUCUGCCACCCCUUGCGUUAUACCCUCAUGAUGAACAAGAAGGUAUGCAUGUGUCUUUCCACAGUGGUGAUCCUUAUAGCCAUUAGUAACUCGUGGGUUCACACUGGCCUGAUUAUGAGGCUUACCUUCUGUGGGCCUAAUGGUAUCAAUCACUUCUUCUGUGAGAUUCCUCCACUUCUGGCUCUCUCCUGCAGCCCAGUAAGAAUCAAUGAAGUCUGGGUCUUCACAGCAGACAUUUUCCUAGCUAUGGGAGACUUCUUGCUAACAUGCUUAUCUUACUGCUUCAUUGUUAGGGCAAUCCUAAAAAUCAAGACUUCUGAAGGAAAGAAAAAGGCCUUCUCCACCUGCUCUUCUCAUCUUAUAGUUGUGUCCUUAUAUUACUCCACUGUCAUCUACACUUACAUACGCCCAGCGUCCAGCUACUCCUUUGAGAGGGACAAGGUUGUUGCUGCCCUAUACACUCUGGUUACACCAACUCUGAACCCUAUAGUGUACACUUUGAGAAAUAAAGAUGUAAAGACAGCCCUCAAAAAAGUCUUCUUUAUAACAUGA
Eublepharis macularius is the source of this 921-nucleotide messenger RNA. Its product is annotated as olfactory receptor 13G1-like. Gene Ontology annotation, biological process: G protein-coupled receptor signaling pathway. Gene Ontology annotation, molecular function: G protein-coupled receptor activity; olfactory receptor activity. Gene Ontology annotation, cellular component: membrane. Lineage: Eukaryota; Metazoa; Chordata; Lepidosauria; Squamata; Eublepharidae. The transcript has a single exon. The coding region runs from base 1 to 921 and encodes 306 amino acids. The record is from RefSeq and is a predicted model, not a curated record.